UUAAACAAGAAAAACCCAACACUUUAUAUUUAGGUAAUAAACUCUACGCAAAAAUUUACUUUUAAUAUUUUGAAUUUGCAGACCUCCAUUGCUUGGUUUGCCUCUGGUUUUGGGGAUCCAUAGGUUUCGGAGUUUCUUCGUCUUCUUCAUAAAGGGUUGAUAGGUUUCAAACCACAUAAUUUGUGCUGAAUUGGCAGUAUUGUGUUGAAGGUCGUUGAGGUUUUUUUUUUUUUCGUGGCAUAAUUUUAGCAUUCUACUGGAAGUAUAAAAGCCAGGGAAUGCUGAAAGAUGUGCCUGACCUCUCCGAACUCCGAUUCACAACUCCAUAAGGUUGUAGCUUCAACAGAGCUACGCUUCAGUUUUCUUGCUGGUGUAAAUUACAGUAGGUUUGGUCUUGAUACCCAACAGCAGGAUGAUCCCACAAGUAGGUAUGCCAUGCCGGUUGUGUUGAUGCACGACCAUUGUGAAGACGGUUGAGCUUGUUAUAUUGCUGUAAACUCCUGCUUUGUAAGAUUAUAUAUAGAUAGUGUUUGCGGGAGCAAGUUGUGUGUUUGUUGUUUAUAAGGUGUUGAAGCUUGAAAUGGAGAAUAACUCUUAUAUAUUGAUGCAAAGGUACGAGUUAGGGAGACAGCUGGGUAAAGGCACCUUUGCCAAGGUUUACUAUGCAAGGAGCUUGAUAACUAAUCAGGCUGUGGCUAUCAAGGUUAUUGACAAAGAGAAGAUUAUGAAGGUAGGGCUGAUGGAUCAGAUAAAGCGAGAGAUAUCUGUUAUGCGACUGGUUAGACACCCCAAUAUUAUACACCUUUAUGAGGUCUUGGCGACCAAAACUAAGAUAUACUUUGUCAUUGAGUAUGCCAAAGGCGGUGAGCUAUUUAACAAGGUGGCCAAAGGAAAGCUGAAGGAGGAUGUUGCACGGAAAUAUUUCCAGCAGCUGAUAAAUGCACUUGAUUUCUGUCAUAGCAGGGGAGUUUAUCACCGGGAUAUUAAACCAGAGAACUUAUUGCUAGAUGAGAAUGAUAAUCUGAAGAUCUCUGAUUUUGGGUUAAGUGCCCUUGCGGAAAGCAAGCGCCAAGAUGGUCUGCUUCAUACCACUUGUGGUACUCCUGCCUAUGUUGCUCCAGAAGUUAUUAAUCGGAAAGGCUAUGAUGGUGUGAAAGCUGAUGUUUGGUCUUGUGGGGUGGUCUUGUAUGUCUUAUUGGCUGGUUAUCUCCCAUUUCAUGAUUCAAAUUUGAUGGAGAUGUACAGGAAAAUUGGUAAAGCAGAGUUUAGAUGUCCAAAUUGGUUCUCACCAGAAGCACGUAGGCUUUUGUGCAAGAUGUUGGAUCCAAAUCCCAAUACUAGAAUUUCCUUAGCCAAAGUUAGGGACAGUUCUUGGUUCAGAAGAGGACCAAAAUCCAAAGAGAAAGAGGUGGCUCCGGCAGGAACAGAAGCUUCAAGUCCCAGUGAGAAUAAUAUGGCUGCUGAGGAAAACGAGGAGUCAGGGAGACCUUCAAACUUGAAUGCUUUUGAUAUUAUAUCCCUUUCUGAUGGGUUUGAUCUGUCUGGCUUGUUCGAAAAAAAUCCUCUAAAUAGGGAAGCAAGAUUCACUUCAAGAGAGCCUGCCAGAGUCAUCAUCUCCAAGAUAGAAGAAAUGGCUAAGCAUCUGAAGCUAAAAGUGAAAAAGAAGGAUCAUGGAUUGUUGAAAAUGGAUCGAUUGGAGGAAGGCAGAAAGGGGUUUUUGUCCAUUGAUGCAGAGAUAUUUGAGAUCACUCCAACUUUUCAUUUAGUAGAGGUCAAGAAAUCAAAUGGAGAUACAUUGGAGUACCAGAAGAUGUUGGAGGACAUGAGGCCUGCUCUGCGAGAUAUUGUCUGGGUUUGGCAAGGUGAGCAAGAACAGACGUCGCAGGAGCAGCAGCAACAUGAACAAGAAGAACUGCCACAGAAUCAGCCACAAUUAUAGCUGAAAUGCCUGUUUUCUUUAUCAUAUCUCCCAAUUGUUUGUAGAUUUCAGUCUCCUAAACUAUUAACUUUGUGUUUUUCCUUUUCAAGUCUCACGACUGGUUUAAUAAAGUUGUUCAUACA
Rosa rugosa (rugosa rose) is the source of this 2061-nucleotide messenger RNA. RefSeq names its product CBL-interacting serine/threonine-protein kinase 10. NCBI's taxonomy places the organism in Eukaryota, Viridiplantae, Streptophyta, Magnoliopsida, Rosales, Rosaceae. The record is from RefSeq and is a predicted model, not a curated record. Gene Ontology annotation, molecular function: protein kinase activity; ATP binding. The transcript is spliced from 2 exons. Gene Ontology annotation, biological process: protein phosphorylation; signal transduction. The coding region runs from base 581 to 1939 and encodes 452 amino acids.